Molecule: messenger RNA, 3218 nt
Organism: Bicyclus anynana (squinting bush brown)
Lineage: Eukaryota; Metazoa; Arthropoda; Insecta; Lepidoptera; Nymphalidae
Exons: 10
Coding region: 27-2147 (706 amino acids)
Source: RefSeq, a predicted model, not a curated record
AACAAUAGCUGUACAUAAAUCUCACAAUGAAGAAAUCAGCACCAAGUAAGAAUACCUUAGUAGCUGCUGAGGUCACAAGUUGUAAAAGCACUUUUAUGCUAACGUUUGCAGUGCAAAUAAUUGGGAUAGAUGCUUGGCAAGACUCGGGUGAGGAACAACUAAGUUUAGGUCCCUAUCAGCAAGCGAUGAAACUGCAAUAUCAGUUAUAUCCUGGACAAUCUUUUGAGCUAGAUAUACUCAUAUGGCCUCACGUAGCUAAGAUUUGGUGUGGAAGUCAGUAUGGUUAUAUAAGAACGUGGCAAUUUUUGGAAGAACGUUGGCUAACUUUUUCUAUUCGACAUGCUUUUCCAGUUAGAGUUCAUAAUAUGAUAAAUCACAUUGUAACUGUUACAUGUACUAUGGGAUCUGGAAGUCUUGGAGCUAAUGCAAAGAACGAUAAAAAUUCUGAAGUACUAUUGCCACCGCUAAAAUUUGGAGAGCGGAGAUAUUUCGGACCAGUUUUAGAAGCUGAAGAAACUAACGAACAAUUUAUACAAAAAACUUUAUGGAAUCGGGUUCAGGAACAUAUACCUGCUUCUUAUUUAGACGGAAUUUUCGAUACGCCCUUUUAUACUACAGAUGUAAGACACCAAGAUACAAUAUUGUCUGAAGUACAAGAAAGUAUACUUAGUAAAUGUCACGCGGUUGAAGAUGAAACUUUUCCAGCUGAAUCUGAAGAUAUAUUAAUAAAUAAAGGAAAGGAUACCAAAAACCCCAAAGAUAAGAAAAAAGUAGUAGAAGAACAUAAAGAAAAAUUCGCAAUUUUUUUAUCCGGAGAUAAUAUACUAGCUGGAGCGGGAAGAAUCGUAGCCUUUGAAACUAUUGGUGAACGUCCACUUGAACAGAGUUCAAUCAUUGUGAUAAUUUCUAGUAAUAAUUUACCAGCCGAAGAUGACCUUCCGAUAAUAUUUGUGAAUGUAGAAACUUUGCAUGACAUCCCUAUCCAGGAACUUAAAAAGUUAAGAAUUUCCCAAAUUUUUACGCGCUGGAAAAUCGGAGAACAAAAACACGAUUCCAUGAAACAGAAUGUUAAAUUAUCAAAUAAUAUUCAAAUUAAUGACCAUCAUACAGUACCUCUACAGUAUUCUAAUGCAUCUGAAAUUACUGCAUUCUUUUUAGACAAUCCAUUUGAAAUACAGGAAAUAACUUUCUCAAACUUUCCUUUAUUUAAGAUAUGUGGACAUCAAUCAAAAUCAACCCAGCACAAUGGAAGUUUAUUUGGAAAUAAUAAAAACGAUCUCAAUUUCGGGUAUGCAUUACCUUCUAAGACACACAAUCCGAGGCUUGAUGAAGAAGUGGUAAUCGCUGUUACAAAAAUUGAUGCCAGCUCGUUAGCCAAACAAACUAACGGAUUUGUUAGAGGAGAGUUUUGUGUUUACCCUCUGAAAUCGUCUUUAGUAGAUAAAGAUCGAAAAGAUAAUUGCACAAAUGAUGUAAAUGGAAUAAAACAACCUAUUGAACCUGAUGCUAUUAUACAACCUUCGGUAAUUUUAAAAGCACAGAUGACUCUAGAUGCAUCAAUAGGCGUGGUUGGAUGCCGACCACAUAGGUUGACUCGUAGAUACCUGAGAUUUUAUUGUUGUGCUAGAGAUUCCCAGGCUUCAAAUUCUUUGUUACAAAAAAUUCUGGAAAUAAACAGAAAUGCUGUGGCAUCUGAGGACAUCAAUGAUUUGUUAACAGGUUUUGCUUUAGACACAAUCGAUGAAAUUGUAUUUUAUGUCGAAGGCCAGAAAGACGGGCCAAUUCUAAUAGUUGCGACUCUUUCUGAAUCCUAUCCUGAAAUGAGUUCAUUAUACUCAUGUUCAGAUCUUCACGUCGAUAGAAUUUAUACUGAUAUGUUAUCAUCCGACACGCCAUUUUAUGUUUUGAAGAUGUUAGUUCCAUUAAAUACUCUUUUAGCUUGUCCACAAGUCUACGUCAAGCCGUCAUUACCUUUGCCGACUAAAUCUGCAUUGUUAAAAAUUGGACGCUUGAUGGCAAGUAAAUUCAAUAUAGCUCCUUAUAAAAGUGAGAUGCCGACUAAUGAAGAAUUAAAUAGUUUUAGGCUUGAGUUAUGCGUCCCGUCUCGUCCACACGAAGAUAAUUUAAUUUCAGGAGCAAGGAACUAGUGCUUGCAAUAAAAUUAUUGAUAAUGUUUUUUUUUUAUUUAAUUUGCAGUACCUAGUUUCUCAAUUCGAUGGUUUGAUAUAAUUUUAAUUAGCAAUAUACGGUAUUUUAUUUUUCGGUAGCAAUAGUGCUUUUAGAAAAGCUCAAAUAACUUGAGCUUUCGUUCGGCUGUGUGGUGAUUAUCUAUGGUCGGAUAUAUUAGAUGCUAGACUUUAGAUAGUAAAAGUAGAGACUGAAACCGACUUCAAAGUAAUAAUUUGAAAAAUAGGAGGGCAAUGAAUUUCCAGUCAGCUCCGGGCGGCGAAAAUCAAACUAGUUAUAAACGAACUAUAUCCAAAGUAAAUAAAUAAAUUAUAAUACUUUCAAAAUAUUGCCUUUCUUUGAUUUGCUAACUAGCCAACGAUGACUCUAUUGAAAAUUUAAAAGCUUGACUUCAUGCUAAAUAGCUUUAGAGAAACUUUGACUCCAAUUGAUUUGUUCAUUACCCAAAAAUAAGAUUAAUGGCAAAUUCCUUUUAAGAGCUUACUGAAAUUGACGCAAGAGAAAACUUUCCUAAUUCAAUAGGCACGAUUCUACGAAAAACAAACACUUGGCUUUUAACUUAACUAGGUACCUAACUUCUUAACUAUUUAGGUAUGCACUAUCAUUGAGUAAUUGCCUCGUUGCCUGAACUCUUUGGUACAGUGGUUAGCCUAUAUGUCUUCGGACCACGAAGACCUGGGUUCGAGUCCUUGGUUGAGAUAUAACAAUUAAAUUAAAUUACAAUAAUUAAUUGGUUAACCAGUAAAGGUAUCCGUAGCAAUCUGGCAUGGACCUCAAAAAUUAAAAAAUAGUAAUUUUAUUUACGAGUAGGAAACGAUUUGUAGCUACAUGGCGGCUACGUUUGUACCAUAGAUACUGUACUGUAAAUUGUAAUGCGUUUCGCAACUCGUGCCAUUUUUCUGAGGGCAUAGAUUUACGAUUCGGUACAAGUACAUUAUAAUUCUAUGGUGGGGGUACCCCGUCAAUUCUUCAAUGAAGACAUUACCUAUCAGUCAUACAAUGGUUUUCUCGGAAUAAAUAAAUUAAUUAAA